This is a messenger RNA of Phalacrocorax carbo (great cormorant), 6276 nucleotides long. NCBI's taxonomy places the organism in Eukaryota, Metazoa, Chordata, Aves, Suliformes, Phalacrocoracidae. The record is from RefSeq and is a predicted model, not a curated record.
AUGGGGGAGAGAAUCAGAAGGGCUCGCGAUGACAUCCUUAAUGGUUCCCACCCUGUCUCCUUUGACAAAACCUGCGAGUUUGCUGGCUACCAGUGCCAGAUCCAGUUCAGGCCACACAAUGAGCAGAAGCACAAGCUGGGAUUUCUGGAACUCAAGGAUUUCCUGCCCAAGGAGUACAUCAAGCAGAAAGAGGAGCGCAAGAUCUUCAUGGCCCACAAGAACUGUGGGAACAUGAGCGAGAUUGAGGCCAAAGUUCGCUAUGUGAAACUUGCCUGUUCCCUCCAGACCUAUGGGGUCUCCUUCUUCCUGGUCAAGGAGAAGAUGAAGGGGAAAAACAAGCUGGUGCCACAGCUGCUGGGGAUCACCAAAGAGUGCAUGAUGUGUGUGGAUGAGAAGACCAAGGAAGUGAUUCAGGAGUGGAGCCUGACCAACAUCAAGCGCUGGGCAGCCCUGCCCAAGAGCUUCACCCUGGAUUUUGGAGAUUACCAGGAUGGUUACUACUCGGUGCAGAUGACAGACGGUGAGCAGAUUGCCCAGCUGAUUAUUGGCUACAUCGAUAUAAUCCUGAAAAAGAAAAAAAGCAAAGACCACUUUGGACUGGAGGGAGAUGAGGAGUCCACUAUGCUGGAAGACUCUGUGUCUCCAAAGAAGUCAACCGUCUUGCAGCAGCGGUUUAACUGUGUAGGCAAGGCGGAGCUGGGCUUGGUGGCCCUGCCAGCCAUCAUGCAGACAGGGGCUGCAAGGCCAGAAAACUUCCAGGUGGGCACGAUGCCACAGGCUCAACUGCAAAUCACCAGUGGCCAGAUGCACUGAGGGCACAUGCCUCCCAUGGUAGUAGCUCCCACAGUCAGCUCCCCAGUCUGUCAGGAGCAGCUGAUUGAGACUGGCAAGUUGGUGGCCAAGUCGGCAGAGGGCUGUGUGGAGGCCUCCAAGGCAGCCACCAGUGAUGACCAGCUCCUGAAGCAGGUGGGGGUGGCAGCCACAGCCACCACCCAGGCCCUGAACAAUCUGCUGCAGCAUAUCAAGCAGCACGCAUGGGCGGGCAGCCCAUCAGGCUACGACCAGGCCACUGACACAAUCCUCAAUGUCACCGAGAACAUAUUCAGCUCCAUGGGUGAUGCAGGGGAAAUGGUACAUCAAGCUCGUAUUCUGGCUCAGGCCACCUCUGACUUUGUCAAUGCCAUCAAAGCUGAUGUGGAGGGAGAAAUGGACCUGGAGAAGUCGCGUAAGCUGCUGAGUGCAGCCAAGAUCCUGGCUGACACCACCGCCAAGAUGGUGGAGGCUGCAAAGGGAGCCACAGCCCACCCAGACAGUGAGGAGCAGCAUCAGUGGCUGCGCAAGGCGGUGGAGGGGCUCUGCAUGGCGACCAACGCUGCAGCCCAGAAGGCCAUCAAGAAGCAGCUUGUUCACAAGCUGGAGCAUGCAGCCAAACAAGCUGCUGCCGCAGCCACCCAGACCAUUGCUGCCAUGCAGCAUGCUGCCUCCUCCAACAAGAACCCCACCGUGCAGCAGCAGCUGGUACAGAGCUGCAAGGUGGUGGCAGAGCAGAUCCCAAUGCUGGUGCAGGACAUGUGAGGCAGCUGGUCCCAGCCAGACAGCCCCAGCGCCCAGCUGGCCCUCAUUGCCGCCAGCCAGAACUUCCUGCAGCCUGGUGGGAAGAUGGUAGCUGCAGCCAAGGCCACCAUCCCCACCAUCAUGGACCAAGCCUCUGCGAUGCAGCUCAGCCAGUGUGCCAAGAACUUGGCCGUGGCUCUGGCCGAGCUCUGCACAGCCACCCAGAAGGCUCAGGAGGUGUGGGGACCCCUGGAGAUAGAGUCUGCACUGGGUCUCGUGCAGAGCCUGGAGAGGGACUUGCAGGGAGCUAAGGCAGCUGCCUGUGACAGCAAGCUCAGGCCUCUGCCGGGAGAGACAAUGGAGAAGCAUGCCCAGGACCUGGGGAACAGCACAAAAGCUGUCAGCUCUGCCAUCGCUCACCUUCUGGGAGAGGUGGCCCAGAGCAAUGAGAACUACAUGGGGACUGCCACCCGAGAGGUGGCCCAGGCCCUGCACUUGUUCAGCCAGGCUGCCUAUGGUGUGGUGGCCAGCACCCCUGACCCGCAGGCACAGAGUACCAUGCUGGAGUGUGCUAGCAAUGUCAUGGAUAAAGCCAACCACCUCAUUGAGAAAGCGCAGAAAGCAGUGGCCAAUCCUGGUGACCCAGAGAGCCAGCAGUGCCUGGCACAGGUGGCCAAGGUGGUGUCACAGGCCCUGAGCUGCUGUGUCAACUGCCUGCCAGGACAGCAGGAUGUGGAUGCUGCCAUCUGCAUGGUGGGAGAGGCCAGCAAGAGGCUGCUCAUGGGUUCAUUCCCUCCCAGCACCAAGAGCUUCCAGGAGGCACAGAGCCAGCUGAACCAGGUGGCCGUGGGGCUCAACCAGUCUGCCAAUGAGCUGGUGCAGGCAUCACAUGGCACCCCUCAAGACCUGGCCACAUUCUCUGGCAAAUUUGGGCAAGACUUCAAUGAGUUCCUGCAGACAGGAGUGGAGAUGGCCAGCCAGUCCUUGAAUAAGGAAGACCAGGUGCAGGUGGUGUCAAAUUUGAAGAGCAUCUCCAUGUUCUCCAGUAAGCUUCUGCUAGCUGCAAAGGCACUCUCUGCCAACCCCACAGCCCCCAACCUCAAGAAUCAGCUAGCAGCAGCAGCAUGGGCUGUGACCGACAGUAUUAACCUGCUGAUCACCAUGUGCACCCAGCAGGCGCCAGGCCAGGAGUGUGACGACGCCCUGCAGGAGCUAGAGACAGUGAAGGAGCUGUUGGAGAACCCCACCCAGACCAUCAAUGACAUGUCCUACUUCAACUGCCUUGACAGCAUCAUGGAGAACUCCAAGGUGCUGGGCGAGUCCAUGGCUGGCAUCUCCCAGAAUGUCAAGAAAAGCAAACUGCCCGAGUUCAGCAAGUCUAUCAGUGUCACCUCCAAAGCUCUCUGUGGGCUGACGGAGGCAGUUGCCCAGGCUGCCUACCUUGUGGGAGUCUCAGACCCCAACAGCCAGGCUGGACAGCAGAGCUUGGUAGACCCCACUCAGUUUGCCAGAGCUAACCAAGCCAUCCAGAUGGCCUGCCAGAAUCUGGUGGACCCUGCCUGCACCCAGUCCCAGGUGCUGUCAGCAGCCACCAUUGUAGCGAAGCACACCUCAGCCCUGUGCAACACAUGCUGCCUAACCUCCUCCCAUGCCACCAACCCUGUGGCCAAGCGCCAGUUCGUCCAGUCAGCCAAGAAGGUAGCCAACAGCACAGCCAACCUGGUGAAGACCAUCAAAGCCCUGGAUGGUGCGUUCAACAAGGAGAACCUGGAGCAGUGCCACGCUGCCACCAGCCCUCUCAUAGAGGCCGUGGAUAACCUGACAGCUUUUGCCUCCAACCCAGAGUUUGCCACUGUUCCUGCCCAGAUCAGCCUUGGAGGAAGUGAAACCAUGGAGCCCAUCAUCUCUUUGGCCAAGACCAUGCUGGAGAGCUCUGCCAGCCUCAUCCAGACUGCCCGCUCUCUGGCUGCCAACCCCAAGGACCCGCCGCAGUGGUCAGUGCUGGCCAGCCAGUCUCACACUGUCUCAGACUCCAUCAAGAAGCUGAUCAACAACAUGCGGGACAAAGCUCCGGGACAGCAGGAGUGUGAUAAGGCCAUUGAGAUGCUGAACAGAUGCAUGCAGGAGGUGGACCAGGCCUCCCUUGCUACCAUCAGCCAGCAGCUGGCCCCCCGAGAAGAUAUUUCCCAGGAGGCUUUGCACAACCAGGUGAUCACAGCUGUUCAGGAGAUCAGCAGCCUGAUCAAGCCCGUGGCCAGCGCAGCACAGGCUGAGGCCUCACAGCUGGGGCACAAGGUGUCUCAGAUGGCUCAGUACUUUGAGCCUCUUAUUAUAGCGGCUAUUGGCACUGCCUCCAAAACACCCAACCACCUACAGCAGAUGAACCUCCUGGACCAGACCAAAACGCUGGCUGAGUCUGCCCUGCAGAUGCUGUAUACGUCCAAGGAGGCAGGUGGGAACCCGAAGCAAGCUUCCCACACCCAGGAGGCUCUGGAGGAGGCAAUGCAGAUGAUGAAGGAAGUGGUGGAGGACCUGACUGCUACUCUGAAUGAGGCAGCCAGUGCUGCAGGUGUUGUAGGGGGCAUGGUCAUCACCCAGGCCAUCAACCAGCUGGACAAGGGGCCGAUGGGCGAGCCAGAGGGGACCUUUGUGGACUACCAGACCACAAUGACAAAGACUGCCAAGGUCAUCGCAGUGACUGUGCAGGAGAUGGUCACCAAAUCCACCACCAACCCAGAUGAGCUGGGCAUACUGGCCAACCAGCUCACCAAUGACUAUGGGCAGCUAGCGCAAGAGGCCAAACCAGCUGCACUUACCACCAAGAACAAGGAGAUUGGCUCCCACAUCAAGCACCGGGUGCAGGAGCUGGGUCAUGGCUGUGCUGCCCUGGUCACCAAGGCUGGAGCCCUGCAGUGCAGCCCCAGUGAUGCCUACACCAAGAAGGAGCUGAUAGAGAGUGCGCGCAAGGUUUCUGAGAAGGUGAGCUUGAUAGUUACGACCCUGCAGGCUGGGAACCACGGGACACAAGCUUGCAUCACACCAGCCAGCACUGUCUCUGGCAUCAUUGCUGACCUCGACACCACCAUCAUGUUUGCCACAGCAGGAACCCUCAAUCGGGAGAACUCUGAGACCUUUGCUGACCACAGGGAGGGCAUCUUGAAGACAGCCAAGGCACUGGUGGAGGACACCAAGGUGCUGGUGCAGAAUGCCACGACCAGCCAGGAGAAGCUAGCCCAGGUUGCUCAAUCCUCUGUGUCCAUCAUCACCCAUCUGGUGGAGGUGGUGAAGCUGGGUGCUGCCAGCCUGGGAUCUGAAGACCCAGAGACUCAGGUGGUCCUGAUCAAUGCUGUGAAGGAUGUGGCCAAGGCACUUGGGGACCUGAUCAGUGUCACCAAGGCAGCUGCUGGCAAAGCUGGGGAUGACCCUGCUGUCUACCAGCUGAAGAAUUCUGUCAAGGUGAUGGUGAUGAAUGUCACUUCCUUGCUGAAGACGGUGAAGGCUGUCGAGGAUGAGGCCACAAAGGGGACACGGGCGCUGGAGGCCACGAUAGAGCACAUACACCAAGAGCUGGCAGUCUUCUCCUCCCCCGUGCCUCCCGCCAAGGUCACCCCAGAGGACUUCAUCCAUAUGACGAAAGGCAUCACGAUGGCCACAGCCAAAGCAGUGGCCACUGGCAACUCAUGUCGGCAGGACGAUGUCAUCGCCACAGCAAACCUGAGCCACUGUGCCAUUGCAGAUAUGCUGUGCGCAUGCAAGGAAGCCACCUACCACCCAGAGGUGAGCAGGGAUGUGCAGCAGCAAGCGCUGCGCUUUGGCAAGGAGAGCACUGAUGGCUACCUGGAGCUGCUGGAACAUGUGCUGAUGAUCCUGCAGAAGCCAUCUCCUGAGAUGAAACAGCAGCUGACAGGCUACUCCAAGCACAUGGCCAGCUCUGACACUGAGCUCAUUCAGGCAGCCGAGGCCAUGAAAGGGACAGAGUGGGUUGGCCCAGAAGACCCCACUGUCAUUGCUGAGAAUGAGCUGCUGGGGGCAGCAGCUGCCAUUGAGGCUGCAGCCAAGAAGCUGGAGCAGCUGAAACCAAGAGCCAAGCCCAAGCAAGCAGACAAGAGCCUGAACUUCGAGGAGCAGCUCCUAGAAGCUGCCAAAUCCAUUGCUGCAGCCACAAGCGCCCUGGUGAAGGCAGCCUCAGCAGCCCAGUGAGAAUUAGUGGCCCAAGGAAAAGUAGGUGCCAUCCCUGCCAACACAGUGGAUGAUGGACAGUGGUCCCAGGGACUCAUUUCAGCUGCACGCAUGGUGGCUGCUGCCACCAACAACCUGUGUGAAGCCACCAACACAGCAGUGCAGGGCCAUGCCAGUGAAGAGAAGCUCAUCUCAUCAGCCAAGCAAGUGGCUGCCUCCACAGCACAGCUCCUGGUGGCCUGCAAGGUGAAGGCUGACCACGACUCAGAGGCCAUGAAGAGGCUCCAGACUGCUGGCAAUUCAGUGAAGAGAGCGUCUGACAAUCUGGUGAGGGCAGCACAGAAGGCAGCUGCCUUCCAGGACCACAAUGUGACAGUGGUGGUGAAGAAGAUGGUCAGGGGAAUUGCACAGAUCAUUGCCACCCAAGAGGAAAUGCUGCGCAAGGAGUGGGAGCUGGAGGAGGCACGGAAGAAGCUGGCCAUGAUCCAGCAGCAGCAAUACAAGUUCCUGCCCUCGGAGCUGUGGGAUGAGGAGCAGAACUGA